Molecule: messenger RNA, 3954 nt
Organism: Chelmon rostratus (copperband butterflyfish)
Lineage: Eukaryota; Metazoa; Chordata; Actinopteri; Chaetodontiformes; Chaetodontidae
Gene: olfml2bb
Product: olfactomedin-like 2Bb
Exons: 9
Coding region: 318-2621 (767 amino acids)
Biological process (GO): signal transduction
Source: RefSeq, a predicted model, not a curated record
GGUGUGGAGGUCUGUGUCCUCUGUUGGUGCCACCCAGCUUCAUCAGCAGAAGCUGAAUCUUGUGCUCUGGUCUGUUCAGCAGACUAUGUUGGAGGUGUUUUAAGAGGCCUUUGAACACCUACGGACCGUCGUUUAGAAGCGUUUGGAAGCCGGACAGUUAUUUUCCAGUGAAGCUUCCUUUAGAAACUGGUGGCUACGUGGGCGAUUGUUCCUUCAGCGCUGCUCAGCCAGUCUUGGCUACAAGUACCUGAUAAUUACCUGGGACGAGCUUAUUUAGCCACAGUGUGCAGUUCAUUGUCGGCUGCUGCUGUGCAGAGAUGUGGCGCAGACUCUCGCUGCUGAUGCUCUGCUGGGCUGUGAGAACUCUCGGUGCUCUGGAGGCGGACAGAAGCGCGGAGCCCUCGCCGGAGAAGAUGCUGCCGACCGGGGCAGCAGACCUGGCUGAGCGGGGCAAGGGUGCGCCCUCCGCGGCUACAGCGGAGGACAGCCAGCGGGCAGGGGAGCGGCUGUCCCCCGGAAGAGACGCUUCUUUUGGGGGUGCGGAGGGGGGAGUCCAGCAGUCCACCGCCGAGCCUCUGGAGGAUGAACUGGACAACCAAGAGAAUAUCAUCAGCCAGCUGCUGGGGGAUUAUGACAAAGUCAAGACUGUGUCAUCAGGGUCCGACUGUGUGUGCCGCUGUAUUGUUCGACCAAUCAAGCGCUCUGACUGCAGCCGUAUCCAUGACAGCGACCUGGCAUCGCCAUCUGAGGCUUUUUACACUGUGGAGACAGUUACCAAGGGAACGGACUGCAAGAAGUGUGUGUGCAUGGCUCCACCUACAGCUGUCAACCCCUGCGAGGGAGAGUACAGGUUUAAAAAACUGCAGGAGGCCAGCAAAGAUGACAUUAAGCUGGCCACGAUCAUAGACUUGUUGGAGGGCUCUCUGUAUGGAAUGGAUUUGUUAAAGCUAAACUCUGUCACCACCAAGCUGCUGACCAGGGUGGACAACAUGGAGAAGGCUUUUGCGCGUAAUUUUACUGAGAGAGCAAGAGAGAAAGAGCGCAUGAAGGAAAGAGCAAAAGAAAAGGAGAAAGAGAAGAAGGCCCAGCAGAAAAAAAAGAAAGCGAAUGAUCUGGAGCGUGCAGGACAGAAAAGUGGAGCAGCUGCCUACGCCAAGCAGAAAAAUUAUGAAGUUCAGCUGAAGAAGAACCAACAGCAAGAUGGUCUGGAACAGCCAAUCAGGAAUAAGACAGGCUCUCAAAAGCCAAUCAAAUACAAGACAGAACCAAAGCAGCCAAUCAAGGACAAGAACAGCAUGGUCAUUAAGGGCGUGACCUUUUACAAGGCAGAGGAGGCGAACUACAACGAGGAGGAGGACGAGGAGGAGGUGGAGGAGGAGGAGAAAGGAAAGAGUACUACUCUAACUACAGAUGCCUCAGUGGAUUUACUGAUCUCUGACCAGCUCCCAGGACCUUCAACCUCUGUAAGCGCAGAACUAGACCUUCAGGACCUAUCGAGGACACGCAGCAGGCCUGCACCCACCCAGCAGUCAACAGAUCCCUCAACUACCUCCCCACGAACCACAACCACAACCAAACCAGCUCCCACCACCAUCAAACCAACGACUAAAUUAACAACCAGCACACCACCAAAAAUUGCAAAACUAACAACUACUGAACUGAGAACUACUUUCCAGCAAACUACAACUACCAUUCAGCCUACCAUGCACGUCAAUCAGCAUACCACGUCAGCCUCAGAUACCAAUGUAGGUCCACCCAUUGAUGCGUCUCCCACGGCAGACUCUCAGCCAGGACCUAAAAGUCGACUCAGCUGGACGGAGAGCCCCGCUGACCAACCAAAGCCCACAAAAAAGCCUGCAGUGUGUAAGGACACAGUAGCCAGCUUCUCUGAACCGGUCCAGCAGAACUCUUAUGGCCUAAGUGAUGGAGCGUGGAUGAGAGAUGCUCGUGGCCAUGGCAACGUCAUCUACCUUACCAAUGGUCACUAUGGCAACAACCUCCUAGAGUUCCGAGACAUGGACGCCUUCAAAUCAGGUCAAGCAAGUAAUUCAUACAAGCUGCCCUACAGUUUCACUGGAACGGGCCACGUCGUGUUUAAUGGAGCUUUCUACUACAACCGUGCCUUCAGCAGGGACGUGAUCAGAUACGACCUGAGACACAGAUAUGUAGCAGCCUGGAACACACUGCAUGAUGCUUUACUGGAGGAGCAAGCUCACAGGACUCAGACUGAGGUGGAGUUUGCUGUUGAUGAGUCCGGCCUGUGGCUGCUCUACCCGGCUCUGGACACAGAGGGCUUCCAUCAGGAGGUGAUCCUUCUCAUUCACCUCCACCCCCGAGACCUGCAGCCAAUAAGGAGCUUCCGCACAGGUCUUCGACGUGGCCGCUACGGAAACAGCUUCCUGGUGUGCGGCGUGCUUUAUGCGGUGGACAGUACAGAGCGGCAUUACGCUAAUGUGACAUACGCCUAUGACACGCACACGCUCACACACACCGUGCCGGGCCUGGCGCUCACGAACAUGCACGCUCACACCUCCCAGCUGGCUUACAGCCCGCUAGACAAGAAGCUGUAUGCAUGGGACGGUGGACACCAGAUGACCUAUGAUGUCGUCUUUGCUUAUUAACACAAGGGAUGGACACACACACGGAAGAAAUUCUGAAUGAGUGUGAAUAAGAUAAUAACUGAACAGAUGUUGUGUCAAUGUUUGUUUCUAAAUGACUGUGGAUCAGUCUGAAGCAGGGAAUGUGGUUUUAUGUUGACCCCCGCUGCUGCUUUGCCUCUCACACCAAAGUCUUAACAAGCAAGAGCAGCAUUUAACUCACAAAAGAAGUCAAACUAGUGAAAAUAUUUCACCUUUGGAAAAGGACAAAACCGCAGAGGUCAUAUGAAUGAAUGUCUACACAUCUUAUUGUGGUGUGGUGGAGAAAUCACUGUGAACCGUACAGAGAUGGCUCCAAUGAUUACCAUGUUAAUCCCAUUCUUCAAGAAAAUGUGCUUCCAGAAGUUGAGUUUGUGGACUUUUUCUCACGUCAAUUUAUGUUUCAGUGUGGAGGGUUCUCCAUUUAUUCCACAUCAGAAAAAAAACAAGGCUCAUCAAAAAUCUUUUUACUAGUCAGAGGGAGCUUUAUCCACCUUGUAGAAACAGCAGUAUGAACUGCUCAGGAGGAUGUUUGUAAAGAAGCCUGAGACAGUGACGGUUAUCAUGUUGUGUCUUAAAUAAUCUUAAAUCAAAAGUCCACUCACUAGUUCAUUUAUUCCUGCUGUGCUUAAAUGGAGGUGUGGAGAAAGACUUGGUUGUUGGCCGGUCAGGAAGGGUCAGAUGAAAAGAUGCUAUUGGUUGCAUUGUGGGAUAUGUAGGAUCCAGUGUUUUUGGUACUAAAAGUCAAGAUAUCUUGGUUCUGCUGAGUCACUUUUUAGCCAUUUUUUCAUCCCUUAAAGAACCCUGAACAACGUUGCUGUUGUGUUUUUUCAUUAAUCAUGUAUUCACAGCAUCAAACCACAUGUGCCUAUGAAUGCUUAUGCCACUAAAAAUCUUUUAGUCAUUAAGCUACUGUAAAGGUGCCAAGUCAGAAAUCUAAUGUCAGGUAAAACCAGGGUUAGGGUUGUGUUUAAUAUACAGCAUUCCCUUCUAGUUAUUAUGCUUUUAUUUUCUGUAUGUAAUGAAGCAGCAGUUUAUUUUCUUAUACGGUCAAAGUGUUUUUUUACUGUAUGUCUGCUUAGUGUGUUGUAUAUUUACCUUCACUCCUGUCCUAUCAUACGUUUUUAGUGCAGGUGGGACUGGAAGCCUGGUGAGGUUAGUGCUUUUUCUACCGUUGAAGCUCAUUUAUUUAAAACCAUUUUCAAACUAGCACAUGCUCCACACUGCUUUACUUGUUGAAAAGAAAAAAAACUGCCAAGACAAGGUUGAUUUCAGCUGCUUUACAACAAGUUUGCCUUUUUAUUUUGUUAAUUUAUAA